Messenger RNA from Lathyrus oleraceus (garden pea), 548 nucleotides. RefSeq lists its product as uncharacterized. Bases 1 to 525 code for a protein of 174 amino acids. NCBI's taxonomy places the organism in Eukaryota, Viridiplantae, Streptophyta, Magnoliopsida, Fabales, Fabaceae. The transcript is spliced from 2 exons. The record is from RefSeq and is a predicted model, not a curated record.
AUGGUGUGGAAGGCCAUCGUGCUACGGAGUGUAGUAGAGAUUCUGGGAAGUGUUUCAAUUGUGGCAGGAUGGGUCACAGAGCAAACCAGUGUAGGGUUGGUUCAAACAGACGAGCAUGUGUUUCUUCGAGUUACGCCAAUAACGGGUGUUGGUAGAGCUUUGAAGUCGCGUAAGUUGACGCCGCGUUUCAUUGGUCCUUAUCAGAUUUCCGAGAGGAUAGGUGAAGUGGCAUAUCGGAUUGCUUUACCACCAUCACUUUCUAAUCUUCAUGAUGUAUUCCAUAUGUCUCAAUUGAGGAAGUACAUUGCGGAUCCAUCGCAUGUUGUUCCGUUAGAUGAUGUGCAAGUACGGGAUAAUUUGACGGUUGAUACAUCACCUGUGCGGAUUGAAGAUCGAGAAGUGAAGAAGCUUCGUGGUAAGGAGAUUGCUUUGGUAAAAGUGAUAUGGGGCGGAGUCGCCAAUGGAAAUAUUACGUGGGAACUCGAGGAUAAGAUGAGGGAAUCAUAUCCGGAGUUGUUCGUUUGAGGUAAAUUUUCGAGGACGAAAAU